AUUAAUCAGUAUAUGAUCCAACCUCCAUACUUUAAGGACCAUUUUAAUCAUAAAAUUUCAAAAGUUCAAGUUCAAAAUCCUUCGGAUGUUGUAUUUUUUUAGAAAGGCCUUGUAGUAGCGUAUUAGUUUUGUUAUGAACUAUGACUUGCUCAUUUGGUAAGAUUGUAUAAGAAUUCGAAAUGUUUUGAUAGUUUUCACAACUUGUAAGAUUUUUAUGUCUAUAAGAGAAAAAAAUAACUUAAAAUAUCCAAACUACCUGUCAAAAAAACCAUGAGCUCUUACAUAUCAAGUUUAUAAAUUCUUACCCACUAUCCCCUUCUUUCUCAAUCUGCCUCACAACUCAAAAAAAAAAAAAAAAAAAAAAAUCCAAUCCCCUUCCCCAUUUUUGUCCUAAACCAAUGUUCCAAACACUAUUUUUAAACUAAAUUUCUGUUCUUAAUAAGUACUUAUUUUUCCUUCUCUUGAUCAAUGAUGGAGCAUCCUCAGUACUAUGCACCACACCGUACUGGGGACUCAUCAUCUCGACCAUCUCUAGGAUUUCCUCUUGGAACUGCAUUUCUGUUGCUUGUCAUAUUCAGCUUGAGUGGUCUCUUUUCUUGCUGCUAUCACUGUAACAAAAUCCGGUCACUUCGUAGAGCUUUCACCAAUGGUAUAGACCUCGAAGCCGGCGAUGAUCCUGCCUCCUUCAAAUCUAAACUCACUUACAUGAAUGAGAAGCAGAACCAAAGCCACAGCAUGCCGGCAGUGUUGAUGCCAGGUGAUCAAGUUCCUAAAUUCAUAGCAUUGCCAUGUUCAUGUCAACCUCCCCGACCGGAAAAUGUGGUUGUAGAGGUGCCGAAACUGCCUUCGCCUUCGCCUCCUAAGCCGUUUCGUAUGGUGGUGGGAUUACCUUUGUAGUACUAGUAAAAGGGAAUACCAUUAAUUUUAGAAGUGGCCUAGCUCAUUGGUGUAUAUAUAUUGAAUUGUGGUUCAACCAUAUUCCCAA
This is a messenger RNA of Lycium barbarum (goji berry), 985 nucleotides long. RefSeq lists its product as uncharacterized. Bases 469 to 897 code for a protein of 142 amino acids. The transcript has 2 exons. The record is from RefSeq and is a predicted model, not a curated record. Lineage: Eukaryota; Viridiplantae; Streptophyta; Magnoliopsida; Solanales; Solanaceae.